Pollicipes pollicipes is the source of this 4627-nucleotide messenger RNA. Its product is annotated as disco-interacting protein 2-like. NCBI's taxonomy places the organism in Eukaryota, Metazoa, Arthropoda, Thecostraca, Pollicipedomorpha, Pollicipedidae. The record is from RefSeq and is a predicted model, not a curated record.
UGGAAGGUGUCCACCAAGAUCCAGCAGCUGCUCAACACCCUGAAGCGGCCCAAGCGACGCCCGCUGCCCGAGUUCUACAUGGACGACGAGGAGGAGCUGGAGAUGGCGGCGCGCGUGCGCGACCCGGCGGCGCCCAAGCCUGAGGGCGGCCCCAUGACCCCGGCCGUCGGCGAGCACCUGGAGAUCCCGGCCGGCCUGCCGCGCAACCUGGAGGCGGCCGUGCAGCGGUACGGCUCGGCCACGUUCAAGGCGUCGUGCGCGUCGGUGCUGGACGCCACGAACCGGGCCUCGGUGCCGCUGACCUACGGCAAGCUGCUGAGCCGCGCGCACAAGAUCGCCUUCGCGCUGCUCAACAAGGCGCGCGGCGAGACGAACCUCAAGCCGGGCGAUCGGGUGGCGCUGGUGUACCCCAACAGCGACCCCAUCAGCUUCAUGUGCGCCUUCUACGGCUGCCUGUACGCCGGCAUGGUUCCCGUGCCCCAUGAGGUGCCCAUCACGCGCCGGGACGCCGGCUCGCUCCAGAUCGGCUUCCUCCUGGGUAGCUGCGGCGUGCAGGUGGCCCUCACCACCGAGCCGUGCCACAAGGGCCUGCCCAAGACGGCCAGCGGCGAGGUGGCCGCCUUCAAGGGCUGGCCGCGCCUCCACUGGUUCAUCACCGAGCACCUGGCGCGCCCGCCCAAGGAGUGGCAGCCGCCGCCGCGACUCAACGACGACACGCCCGCCUACACUGAGUACACGUCCGACGGCGACGGCUCGGUGAUGGGCGUGACGGUGACGCGGGCCGCCAUGCUGGCCCAGUGUCGCACGCUCACCUCCGCCUGCGGCUACACCGAGGGCGAGAUCUGCGUCUGCGUGGUCGACUUCAAGCGGGAGGUGGGCCUGUGGCACGCCACGCUCUGCUCUGUGUUCAACGGCAUGCACGUCAUCUUCAUCCCCUACUCGCUGAUGAAGGUCAACCCGGCCAGCUGGAUGCAGAUGAUCACCAAGUUCAAAGCGAGCAUCGCCAUCGUCAAGUCGCGCGACCUGCACUGGGGCCUGCUGGCCACCAAGGACCACAAGGACAUCAACCUGUCGUCGCUGCGGCUGCUGCUGGUGGCCGACGGCGCCAACCCGUGGUCGCUCAGCUCGUGCGACCAGUUCCUCAGCGUGUUCCAGUCGAAGGGGCUGCGGCCGGACGCCAUCUGCCCGUGCGCCAGCAGCUCGGAGACGAUGACGGUGGCGGUGCGCCGGCCGGGCCAGGGCGGCACCAACGCCACGGGCCGGGGCGUGCUCAGCAUGGCCGGCCUGAGCCACGGCGUGGUGCGCGUCGACCAGGAGAACAGCCUGACCUCGCUGACGCUGCAGGACUGCGGGCAGGUGCUGCCCGGAGCCACGACGGUGGUGGUGCGCAGCGAGGGCGAGCCGCGCCUCUGCAGCACCGACGAGGUGGGCGAGAUCUGCGUCAGCUCGGCCGCCGCCGGCACCAGCUACUGGGGCCUGCAGGGGCUCACCAACCACACGUUCCGCGUGCGCCCGCUGCGCGCCGACGGCACCACGCUCGGCGAGCAGGACUACGUGCGCAGCGGCCUGCUCGGCUUCCUCGGGCCGGGCGGCCUGGUGUUCGUCUGCGGCUCUCGGCACGGCCUGAUGACCGUGUCCGGCCGCAAACACAACACCGACGACAUCAUCGCCACCAUCCUGGCCGUCGAGCCCAUGAAGUUCAUCUACCGCGGCCGCAUCGGCGUCUUCAGCAUACGCGUGCUGCGGGACGAGCGCAUCUGCGUGGUGGCCGAGCAGCGGCCCGAGUGCACCGAGGAGCAGAGUUUCCAGUGGAUGUCGCGAGUGCUGCAGGCGGUGGACUCGAUCCACCAGGUGGGCAUCUACUGCCUGUGCCUGGUGCCGCACAACUACCUGCCCAAGACGCCGCUGGGCGGCAUCCACCUGUCGGAGACCAAGCGGCGCUUCCUGGACGGCUGCCUGCACCCGGCCAACGUGCUCAUGUGCCCGCACACCUGCGUCACCAACCUGCCCAAGCCGCGGGAGGUGCACAAAGCCGACGUGGGCCCGGCCAGUGUCAUGCUCGGCAACAUCGUGCAGGGCAACCGGCUGGCCACGGCGCAGGGGCGCGACCUGGGCACCGCCGACGACGAGAACGACACCACGAAAAAGCACCAGUUCAUCUCUGAGAUCCUGCGCUGGCGGGCUCAGACGACCUCCGACCACCCGCUCUUCCUGCUGCUGAGCGCCAAGGGCGGCCCGAGCUCCACCCUCACCUGCGCCCAGCUGCACAAGAGGGCCGAGCGGGUCGGCUGUCUGCUGCUGGAGAAGGGCCGCGUCAACACCGGCGACCACGUGGCGCUCGUGUACCCGCCGGGGCUCGACCUGAUCGCCGCCUUCUACGGCUGCCUCUACGUCGGUGCUGUGCCGGUGACCAUCAGGCCACCGCACCCGCAGAACCUGCAGACGACGCUGCCGACCGUCCGCAUGACGGUCGACGUCAGCAAGUCGGUGCUCAUCCUCUCCAACCAGACGGUGAUCAAGCUGCUCCGCUCCAAGGAGGCCUCCAACGUGGUGGACGUCAAGUCAUGGCCGCCCACGCUCGACACGGACGACAUGCCCAAGCGCAAGCUGGUGGCCGUGUACCGCGCGCCGACGGCCGAGAUGCUGGCUUACCUCGACUUCAGCGUGUCAACGACAGGCAUGCUGGCCGGCAUCAAGAUGUCGCACGCGGCCACCACGUCGCUGUGCCGCUCGAUGAAGCUGGCCUGCGAGCUGUACCCGUCCCGGCACGUGGCGCUCUGCCUGGACCCCUACUGCGGCCUCGGUUUCGCGCUCUGGUGCUUGAGCAGCAUCUACUCGGGUCACCGGUCGAUCCUGAUCCCGCCGUCCGAAGUGGAGGCCAACCCCACGCUGUGGCUGUCGGUGGUCAGCCAGCACAAAGUGCGCGACACCUUCUGCUCCUACGGCGUGAUGGAGCUCUGCACCAAGGGGCUGGCCUCGUCCAUCCCGCUGCUGCGCCAGCGCGGCGUCAACCUGUCGUGCGUGCGCACGUGUGUGGUGGUGGCCGAGGAGCGGCCGCGCAUCGCGCUCUGCACCUCGUUCAGCAAGCUGUUCUCGGGCCUGGCGCUCAGUCCGCGUGCCGUCAGCACCAGCUUCGGCUGCCGCGUCAACGUGGCCAUCUGCCUGCAGGGCGCCUCGUCACCGGACCCGAGCACCGUGUUCGUGGACCUGCGCGCGCUGCGGAACGACCGGGUGACGCUGGUGGAGCGGGGCGCGCCGCACAGCCUCUGCCUGAUGGAGUCCGGCAAGCUGCUGCCCGGCGUCAAGGUCAUCAUAGCCAACCCCGAGACCAAGGGCCACUGCGGCGACUCCAACCUGGGCGAGAUCUGGGUGCAGUCGCCGCACACCUCCACGGGCUACUUCACCAUCUACGGCGACGACUCGGGCACCUCGGACCACUUCACCGCCCAGCUGGUGACGGGCUCGACGGGCGAGGUGUACGCCCGCACCGGCUACCUGGGCUUCCUGCGACGCACCGACAGCGUCGCCGCCGACGGAGAGAAGCACGACGCCGUGUUCGUGGUGGGCUCGCUGGACGAGACGGUGAUGCUGCGCGGCAUGCGCUACCACCCGAUCGACAUCGAGACGUCCGUGCUCAAGUGCCACAAGAAGGUGGUCGAAUGCGCCGUGUUCGUGUGGACCAACCUGCUGGUGGUGGUGGCCGAGCUGGAGGGGAACGAGGACGACGCUCUGGACCUGGUGCCGCUCAUCACCAACACCGUGCUAGAGGACCACCACCUGAUCGUCGGCGUCGUGGUGGUCGUCGACCCGGGCGUCGUGCCCAUCAACUCGCGCGGCGAGAAGCAGCGCAUGCACUUGCGCGACGGCUUCCUGCAGGAUCAGCUCGACCCCAUCUACGUGGCCUACAACAUGUGAACGCGCGGCGAAGCGGGCGCGCGCGCCGCCACACACUGCCAUGCGCGCCGGCGGCGGCCCGGUGCACCGCCCGCUCUCUCCCUCUCUCUAUCUGUGGCCGCGCCGGCCGGCCCGUGUUGUUGUGUCGCGUCGCGGACGAGCGACCGGACGCGUGUUGCUAGCGGUAGAGUGAUUGGUAGAGAUAUUACAUGACGGUGGCUAGCGAGAGUUCGGUCCGCGCCGGCGGCCCCCGUGCGGACUGGGCAUUGCCGUCGGCGCGGCGCUCGGUGGUUUCGUUAUUUACGAUUGCUAGUCGUUUCCCCGGUGUUUUGCUUUUCGUUGGUUUUGUCUUUCAUGUGUACAGAGGACGCGCGUGGCCGCCCGGUCAAUCAGGGCGCGGCGCGGCGCGCGCGCCCCACGCGUCGGCCACCCGCGUCGCUCCAUCCCGCGCGCGCACAUCUGGCAGCCGGCGGGCGCUCCGCCGCCCGCCCUCGUUCCGCUGGUUAUUUUAUUGGUAGCGAGCCCUUGUCUGUGCCGUGAUAGCCCGGUAGAGGCUGGCGACCCGCCCCGGCCGCCGCCGCCGACGCCGUCGCCGCCGCCGCUGUAUGCAUGCUCGCCGCCGCCGCUGCUGCCGCUGCCCCGCGCCCGCCGGCCGGCCGGCCGGUCGCGGCGGCGUCCAGCACACGGCGCCGCUCCACUGUUUAUAAAGGUAUGGAUAUCACAAUAAAGAAAG